This is a messenger RNA of Prorocentrum cordatum, 765 nucleotides long. The record is from the annotation of a GenBank genome assembly. Lineage: Eukaryota; Dinophyceae; Prorocentrales; Prorocentraceae.
AUGUACAUCGGCGGCCUCGGGUCGAUGAGGGCGGCGAGCAGCGAGGAGGCAACGGGCGGCACCGCGUGCCCAGGAGAGCGCUUUUGCGGAGCCAGGGGCGAGGACGAUCGUCUCCUUCAAUCUGUGACUGGAGCUUGCCGCCCUCAGGAGUGCGAUUGGGACGAGAUUAUGCUACCACUGGUUGGUCCAGAGAUCUGGAGGCUGCCAGUGGAAGAGCCCGAGCGGACCCGCAACUGGAUCCGCGGCUGGGUCGACUUCAACUUCUGCCGGGGCGCGGCGCAGGGCAGCACGGGCAUGCGGAGGGCCGGCCUCCGCACGCCGGUGGAGGUGCGCAGCACGCCGCUGGGCACCUGCCUCAAGUUCAUGCCGGCGGGCUCGCGGAAGGCCGGGGUGGGCUUCGACGGGCUCAGCGAAGGAGCCGCUCGCCUUCGCGACCUGCAUCAGAAGUCUCCAGACAGCUCGCAGCGCGACGCCACGGAGUCGGUGGGAGCGCGCAACUCCAAGGACUGGGCCGACCAGAAGGGCAGGCCUCGCGCCAAGGCUCGUGGCUCUAGAUUGGAUCCAGUAAUUGACAGAAUGAGAGGGCCGAACACGAUGGGAGUGAUGGGGAUCAGCGACCACGUGUACGCACUGGGAGUGCGGGGGAUCAGCGACUUCGUGAGCUCGCUGGGAGUGCAGUGGAUCAACGGCGUGCUGAUCGAGCUGGGAGCGCCGUGGAUCAGCGACCAGGUGUCCUUGCUGGGAGUGCGGGGAUCAGCGACCUGA